This is a messenger RNA of Pseudozyma flocculosa PF-1, 1965 nucleotides long. RefSeq lists its product as uncharacterized. NCBI's taxonomy places the organism in Eukaryota, Fungi, Basidiomycota, Ustilaginomycetes, Ustilaginales, Ustilaginaceae. The transcript is spliced from 2 exons. Gene Ontology annotation, biological process: dolichol-linked oligosaccharide biosynthetic process; glycolipid translocation. Gene Ontology annotation, cellular component: endoplasmic reticulum membrane. The record is from RefSeq and is a predicted model, not a curated record. The coding region runs from base 1 to 1965 and encodes 654 amino acids.
AUGGUCCCGUCGGGAGCGGGACGGGCCGAUGCCGCCUCGUCGGCCAGCUCGCUGAUUCUGCUGCAGAUGAGCGCACGGCUGCUCACCUUUGUCCUCAACCAGCUCCUCGUCCGGCUGGUCCCUGCCAACGUCUUUGGCGCAGCAAACAUCCAGCUCGAGCUCCUCCUAUCCACCAUCCUCUUUCUCUCCCGCGAGGCCAUUCGCAACGUCCUCAUCCGCCCACAGCAGCAGCAGCAGCAGCCCUUCGCCGAACAGUCGGACAGCGUCAAAGAUGGGCCUCAAGAAAAGAGCGGGCCGAAGGAUGGCUCAUCUCGCCGUGCUCGUGCCUCUCGCGACAGCGUCCACAACGUCUCGCUCCUACCCAUCCCAUUUGGCCUUCUCCUCUCCCUGGUCGUGGGCUACGUCUAUGUCCACCACCUCUCGCCGGCAUCGCUCAGAGAAGCCGCCACCUUCAAGCUCUCCGUAUCCCUCUACGUCCUAGGAGCGCUGGCAGAGCUCGUCUCUGAGCCCCUGCACAUUCGGUCCCUGGCCCUCGGCAACCCGGCCCUGCGCGUCCAGGCAGAGGGCGUCGCCAUCUUCGUCAAAUGCGUCACCAGCAUCGGCGCCGUCGUCGCUCUCCCUGCGCUGAUGGAACGUGGCUUGAUCUCGGGCUACGGCGAUGCGGAAAAGUCCAUGGGCCUGCUCGCAUUUGGCAUCGGCCAGGUGUGCUACGGACUCGCCAUCCUGCUUGUCUACACGCAGUGGUUCCUUCGCCGAUUUGGACAUCGGGCAACGUUUGGCAUCUACGCCGUUCGCGGCGACCGAGGCUCACAGGCCGCAGCUUCAGACGCUGCUACACAGGACACCACAAAACUCGCCGCGGCACGGCCCAGCGACUACUUUGACCCGGCGACUUUGGCACUCUGCUGGUCAAUGACCAAACAGGGCCUGCUCAAGCACGUCCUGACCGAGGGCGACAAGCUAGCCGUAGCCAAGUUCGCCUCGCUCGAAGAUCAGGGUGGCUACGCCUUGGCCAGCAACUACGGAUCGCUCGUCGCGCGACUUCUCUUCUCGCCCAUCGAAGACACGACUCGUCUGCUGUUCGCCCAGUCGCUGCACAGCAUCGAGCCGGCCGCCGAGGAAACGGAAAGCAAGGGCGUCCACCAGGCUCGGACGUCCAUGUCGCUGUCGUCACUCGACGAGAUCUCUCGGCUGGUGUCUACCCUCCUUCGCGUCCACCUGAUACUGGGCAUGCUCUUCAUCUGCUUUGGCGCCCCGCUGGCGACUGCCUUUCUUUACAUCAUGGCCGGCCCCCGCUGGGCGCUUGGCACCUCGGCUUCGGCCAUCCUCGGCGCUUACACCUGGUACAUUCCCGUCAUGGCCAUCAACGGCAUCACCGAGGGCUUCCUGCAGUCGACGGCGUCCAAGGCGCAGGUCGAGCGCUACAGCAAGGUGCUGAUCGCCGCGAGCGUCUCGUUCGCCGCGUCGCUUUGGCUUUCCCAGGCGAUACCGCCCUCGCUCGCCGGAGCCACGGGCGGCACCGAGACGCUGCUGGUCUGGGCCAACGCCUUCGGGCUGGGCAUCCGUGCACUCUACUGCUGGUCGUUCCUCGUCAGAUAUUUCGGCGCCGCCACGAAGCUCGUCAGUCGCGACGUCGAUGGCGCCGGCGUCGACGCCAAGGGCGCGAAGCGGGAUGACCGCUGCGCGAUCACCGAGAGGCUCCGCCCGAGCUCGACGCUCCCCAGCGCGCCGGUGCUCCUGUCGUUCGGUGCCGUUUUUGUCCUGCUCAGACAGACGACGCAGCGGCUGAUGCCUGGUCGCGAGACGCUCCUGUCAGCCACGGGCGGACGGCUGCAGGCAAUGCGGCUGCUCGUGCCCACCUUGGCGUUCGGAGUCGCGUGUUUGGUGUUCCUGCUCGGGGUCUGUGUCAUUUUCGAGCGGAGAGCGCUGGCUGGCGGCUUGUCCUCGUUGCGCCGGCGUAGAUGA